AUGGCAGGCCAUGACCACAGAGUCUACCGCUCUAGCACUACAGCUCCAGUGAAUAUUGCUGUCAUUAAGUACUGGGGAAAACGAGAUGCGACGCUCAACCUCCCGACCAAUUCCUCUCUCUCUGUAACUCUUUCACAAGCCAAUUUGCGUGCGCACACCACAGCUUCAUGCUCAGAUAGUUACCCGCAUGCUGAAGGAGACACCCUGGUUCUCAACUCAAAACCCCAGAACAUCCACGCAUCCAAAAGGACAUUGGCAUGUCUCGCAGACCUCCGUAUUCUUCGACGAGCUCUAGAGGAUGCAGAUCCAUCCCUGCCGCGACUAUCGGCCUUUCCUCUGCGCAUUGUAUCGGAAAAUAACUUCCCAACUGCCGCAGGCCUCGCGAGUUCGGCUGCAGGUUUCGCAGCUCUGGUUCGUGCAGUUGCCGAUUUGUACGACCUCCCCCAGUCUCCGAGCGAGCUGAGUCGCAUCGCCCGCCAGGGUUCAGGAUCUGCAUGUCGUUCGUUGAUGGGUGGCUAUGUCGCCUGGAGGUCCGGUACGAAGGAAGAUGGUAGUGAUAGCCUCGCCGAGCAAGUGGCGCCAGCGAGCCAUUGGCCUGAGAUGCGUGCAUUGAUUCUCGUUGUGAGCGAUGCGAAAAAGGAUGUUCCCAGUACGGAAGGGAUGCAGGCCACCCGUGCGACCUCCACUCUGUUCCCUUUCCGUGUUACGUCUGUAGUACCUGAGAGAAUGGCAGCAAUGGAGAAAGCCGUUCAGAACCGAGAUUUUGCAUCAUUUGCAGAGAUCACAAUGCGAGACAGUAAUAAUUUCCAUGCGACAUGUCUCGACACGUGGCCACCGAUUUUCUAUAUGAAUGACGUUUCUCGCGCCGCUGUGAGGGUGGUUCACGACGUAAACCGGGCCGCAGGAGAGACAAUUUGCGCGUAUACCUUUGAUGCUGGUCCGAAUGCUGUUAUCUACUACCUCGAGAAGGACUCUGACCGGGUUCUGGGCACAUUCAGAAAAAUUUUGAAACCGGACACAGAAGGUUGGGGUGAAACCAAGCCGGCUCAGGACGCUACAUCGCUCCUAGGAGAGGUUGACCCGAGAGCUGUUGACAUGCUUACAGUGGGUGUGAACCGCGUAAUCCUAUCAGGUGUUGGUGAAGGACCUAUGAAAGUGAUUGAACAUCUUGUCAGCGAGUCCGGGGAUAUCCUGACCGGCUCUGGCAAUUAAUACUAUGGAAUCUUUGAUAAAUCUUUUGAUAUUGAUUGCGAGAUCCAAGCUUGGUCGCGAAAGUUAUAUGUUACGAGACACGACUUUAAUCAGCGAAGAUACCACCAUGCUAGAGCAACAGUAUCCAACCGCAGAUAGACUUAGCGUAAUCAUUCUUUGUUGCAUCUUCAGAUUAUGAACUCUCUAUUCUUUUGUGACACACCCUCUCACUUAACCACUCAGUAGCGCCAGUUUCUUAAAUUCUCUCACAACGGGCGGCUCUUUCGGUUUCGCAUUUGCUUCCAAGGUGUCCCAAAAUACACCUUCUGCCCCCGUCGUAACCCUCUGAACCGCUCCUCCAUUCGGCUCGGCUUCUUCUGAUCCUUCGGUACCAGGCACUGCUUGAGGCUUGAUUUCAAAUAUCUCCUCCACACAACCCCUACACAUGGUCAAUACCUCGUCGAGGUUCUGCUCCACCACCGCAGCUCUCUCUCGCAUACCCCGUCUCAGCAUCGCUUGUACCAAGACUUCUACUUCCUCAACAGCACUAUUAACCCUCUCCAUCAAUCUACGAACACUGUUCACCAGGUACUCCUCUUCAUAUACGGUACCCUUCUUGCCCCGUGCGCGCUUUCGCUCCUCGCGACGUCGUGUCUUGCUAGUCUUUCGAGAAACGGAUGUUGAGCCGGUGUAUCUCGUGAACAUACUCCUUCCUGCCAUGGUACUAGCAUCGGUGGGUGCGAUGGAAAUGUUGUCCGGUAUAUCAAGCCCUUCAGCUCCGCCAGCGGGUUCGCCACCGAAAAAUCCUAGGGGGUCUGUGACUCGUCGGAUGCGUAAUUCCCUGAUUCGGGGAACUUGAGCGAGGAGCUGAGACCGGCAAUCCGCGAGGAGUUCGACCAUUGUGCCCAUGGUUUCCCCAAGGGAGCCAUCAACGAUGUCGGGGACGAGGGAAUGAUGACCGUUUAGCGCGAGGAUGCGACAAGCUUCGCCGAACUUUGAGCCACGGCAGAGAAGACGUGCUGCGCCAGGGAUAUCCUGGAGGUAAUCACGGUGAAUAUUGGCAGCUGAAAUGUA
Coccidioides posadasii C735 delta SOWgp is the source of this 2265-nucleotide messenger RNA. RefSeq names its product diphosphomevalonate decarboxylase (gene MVD1). NCBI's taxonomy places the organism in Eukaryota, Fungi, Ascomycota, Eurotiomycetes, Onygenales, Onygenaceae. The record is from RefSeq and is a predicted model, not a curated record. Gene Ontology annotation, biological process: isopentenyl diphosphate biosynthetic process, mevalonate pathway; isoprenoid biosynthetic process. Gene Ontology annotation, molecular function: diphosphomevalonate decarboxylase activity; ATP binding. Gene Ontology annotation, cellular component: cytosol.